CAGCCAUUUUGUCAACUUCUUCUCUCGUUGCUUGCAAUCCUCGUGUUAUCUUCUUUUCGUCAGUUGAUUUGUCACUCGACCCUUCGUUAUGUCAAAAUUUGGCGACAGCGAAGCGGAGGAAGACUCCUUAGAUGAAAGUUUGUCAGAGAAAAGUGACGACGAUGAAGAUGAAGACGAAGAAGAAGGAGAAGAAGAGGAACAGGCAGAUGAUGAGAACGACAUCAUAAACGAUGAAGUUGAAGAAAGCGCUGGAGAAGAAGAGCAGGGUCAUCACGGACACCAUCAUAGGAAACGAAGGAAAGGUAGAAAAGCAAAUUAAAUUAACGAAUAAGAAUUCGUCAGCUUUCUUUUAAAGGAAGGUUUUCGGCGUAUUCGAAGUUUCUCUUCAUGUUUUCUAGCAGAUGAGGCAGAGGAGCUCGAUGAGGAAGAUUUGUCUUUGAUCGAGGAGAAUCUUGGCAUCAGUAUUAAGCGGGUAAGAAUACCACAGCUUAGUUUUUUAACCAUCUCUCUCCUGAGAAGUGAAAAAUUCAAUUAAUUAAUUUACCUGUUCAAUAGCUAAACACUGUAAGCUUCCUUUAUUUGUUUGUCAUCCGACGAUCAUUGAUUCGAUGAAAAUAAUCAAUUUUGUGUUCGAUUUAAUCACUUCUCUUUUGACCUUUUGGAUAUUUUUUAAGCAGUAAAUAUUUCGUUGUGGUGUUUGAUUGAUUGUGAAAUGAAAUAUUUGUUUCAUUUUUUAGAAAAAGCCUCGUUUGAAAAAAAUAAAAGUGCUCGAUUCUGAUGAAGAAGAGGAAGAUCAGUUGGCUGGAAAUGCUGCCGUGAAAGAGCGAGAAGCGAUUGCAAACCAGCUGUUUGAGGGUGGUGAUGAUGGUGGGGAGGUACUUAUGCUUGGAGACAUCUGUUUCUAGUUUAUUUGAUUUUAAUUGUAUUUGGGUACUAUUCAAUUUUAAUGAUAGUUUAUGAUAUUACUGAUGCAAAGAGCUCUCCCAACUGAAAAAAGAGGUCUUUUUGUUGGUAUUGAUGUUAAAACAGGUUUAACCACAGGCAUGUGUUUUCCCACCUGUUUUGAUUCAUCUUGUGUUAAAAUGGUACCCCUUAGCAGAUGGAUUUCAUGUUACUAUGUACCUGUUCGGCAAUAGAUCACAGAUGAUGUAUAAAUGUAGUAAGGGCGUAAAAGUGAUGCAAAAGGCCCAGCUGAGUUUGUCAGUACCCUUACUUACCACUUGGUUAUGGAGCUAGGAUUAGCUGAGGCAGGCAGACCAGUGGGCUGUUCAGCCUUAACCUAAGAUGCCUCUUUAUUUAAGGGAGAAUGCUCAUAGGCCACUCUGUAUUUUUAUUACAAUGGGAAGUAAUGUUGCAAUAUGAUUGGCCAAUUUGUUGUUGUCAAUAAGAGUACAGACAAUGCUGUGUCAGGUGAUGCCUUUGUCAGCUGUCAAACACAGAUGACUUGGAAAUUUUGACAUCGAUAUUGUGGUAAAAAAGCAAAUCAACAGUGGUUUAGCAUGGUCUGCCCUCUUAUUAACAACCAUAUUUGACAUCACUAUGGUCAAAAAUUUGUUGCAGAGUAAUGAUGAAUAUCGUCAUUGAUAAGAAUACAGACCAUGCUGAACUACUGUUGAUUUGUUUAAAUAUAAUAUUGUGAGGAUUAUUGAGUCUACUUUUGGGUUUGUUCCCAUGAUAAAUUAUCUUGCUACACUCCUCUUUGUAGGUUGCAGCAGAACCAGCUGAGGCUCCAGGAGAUGACACAUAUGCCGACAUUGAUGAAUCUGAAUCAGAAGAAGGUAAUAUUUAAGGCUUGUAUUAGCUUUGCUUGACUUUGCAAUAAGAUUGGUGUGGAAAUUAAGAUUGUGUGGUAUUAUAAUGCUUUCAUUAAGAAACAGAGUACAGUGUACCUUACUGGAGAAUAGUUUAACCAUUUACACCCUGAUAUCAGUAUCUAUAUUCUCUGUACUCUCCUCUAUACACUUCUUUUGGUACUGAAAAGGAGAAAUCAUUUAGUAAUCAAAGCUUCUUGGGUUGGUGAUUGUUCUCUGUCUUCUCAUAAUGUGGAUAGAUGAUAUAACAGUAGUAUUAUGAGGAGAACUUAGAUGGUGAUCACUCUUAGGGUUUAAAGGGUUAAAGGAACAGAAGAUUACCCUCUAUAUCUGAAUUAAAAUUAGCUCAGGCUGUCAAAGUGUAGUUGGAGAAUUCUCCCACCAACGAAUGCCUUGUAUCGACAUGUUUGUCAGUGAUCAGUGUUGAAAAGGAGUUUGAGUGGCUCUCAGAGGAACAGAGACAAUGAGCUAGUGAAUGUGGAUUGACUUUUAUACAAAGGGGUAACCAUGACAAAAAGGGUCACCUUACUUUGACAGCUGUUUCACUGAUCACCUGUGGUAGAACACAAGACCUUUUAGGAGCCAAGAGGCAGGUCAGAAAAGACAAAUGGAGGUGGGGGGGGGGGUAGAGGAAUUGACAUGGCACUGACCCAAAUGCAUGUACCCAAGGUGGUCUUUAACUGAAAAACAAAAAGCUAACUUAGACAAUAGACAGUCACCCUGAACAUUGUUGUAUGUUGCAUGAGUUGUAUUUGUAAGCAGAACAAUAUUUUCAAAUCAUAACAACAGAUUUAUGGUUCCACAAGGACCCAUUAUUUAUCUUGUUAAAAUAUUGUUAACAAAACCCAUUGUUUUAUUUCAAAUCUUAGAUGUGGAUGAUUUUAUUGUGGAUGAUGAAGGGAAUCCUAUUAACAGGCAUACUAAGAAAAAGAGAAGAAUUCCUGGAACAUUACAAGAUUCGUAAGUAUUUUGAAAAUAUUGAUGUAUCCAAGUGCUACCAUCUGAUUUAAAGGUAUUCACUGUUGGCCAAAAUUAUUUUGUCAGCAGUUAGGGGUGAGAAAGUUUUGAAAAAUAUAUUUAUAUGCAUUUUUUUAGAUGUGAUAAUGCAAGAUCAUGAGCAACAGAGAAACUAAAUAUCAAGAUUACACAAGAUAAACUGAUUAUUAAUAAUUUCCAUUUCUAUUGCUAUCACUCUGAGCUCAUUGAUGUUAUUAAAUCUUUUUUUUUUCUUUUACAGUGCUUUGAUGGAGGCACAAGAUAUUUUUGGUCUUGACUUUGACUUUGAUGAAUUUGAGAAAUACGGAAGGGAUGACUUCUCGUCUGAAGAAGAAGAAGAAGAUUAUGAAGAUGACACUGAGGAUGGUGCACCAAGAAGGCCAAAAAAGAAAUCAACAAAGAAGUCUAUUUAUGAGGUGAGCGACUCAAUUGCUCGGCUAGGUUGUGUUUGGAAAAACUGAAGUACAUGUACAUGGUUUGGACCCAAGAGUAACAUUUGAUUGUGCAGUCUUACUGUGUUGGAAGAGUUGUCCUCAUUAGGUCUGUUGUUGGUAAUAAUAAAUGAUGUUUGGACAUCUUAAAGGGAAGUUAUCAUCGGAGAUCAAUUUUUUUUUUUUUUUUUUUUUUUUUAGUUCUUCUCAGGUCCUGAGGUUUUCAGCAUUUGUCAGCACUCUGGUGCAUGGCUAAUGUUCAAAAUGUCAGCUUUAGAAACCCUUUACAGUGGUAGAUUUGCAUUAGUAACUCAGUAAGUAAAACCCAAUUCUUUAAAAAACUAAGGGAUGAAAAAAAUGUUGAUGUCUUUUUUUGUAGGUGUUUGAACCUAGUGAGCUUGAAAAAGGAAUGUUGACCAACAAAGACAAUGAAAUCAGAACUGCAGAUGUGCCUGAAAGAUUUCAGGUAAAAUAACGGAAAGGAAGGAUGUAUUUGGAUAACUCUUUUUUUGACAUGUGUUUUCAUUUUGUUGAGUGUGAUGGUCACUAACUUUUUGUGGGUCCCUUUCUGCUCAGGUACGUGAUUUUGCUGUGAAGUCGACAGAGGAUGGGGAGCUGGAUGAUGAAGCAGAUUGGAUUUAUAAACAUGCUUUCCUGGAUCUGCCUAUAUCUCAGCAACAGGUUUGAAUUUGGAACUGUAAUUUCAGGAAACCUCUAGAUUUUGUGAUAAACCCUCAGUCUCUAAAUUGCAAAGAAGGUAACUACAAACACUAUCCUAAAAAUGCAAAGAGUGCUGAACAUUGACUUUUUUUUUAAAACCCUUUAACUCCCAGAUCUAAUUUUUAAUUCUCCUUACUCUCAACCAUAUAAUUCUUAUAAUGUUAGUUCAGAGAAUUUAGAAUUGGAUCAACUAAUUAUCUCCAAAUUGAUAUUUUUCUUUACUCUCAUCACUUAUCUAGUUGAUAUUGUAUUGAUAUUGUAAGGAGAAAUUCUUUCUUGGUCACUCAUGGGAGUUAAAGGAUGAAGAACAUGCAUCAUAAAUGCUCCUGAGAAAUGUGGAGGAGAAGAUCAAGAAAAAGGGGAAAUAUUAUAUUAGGAGAACGUUUCAACUCUUUUAAUAUUGGUUUUUUACUUUGGGUAAAUACAGUAAUGUCAAGUAAAGCAUGAUCACUAUAUCUUUUAGGAUCCUCUGGAUGGUGAUGCCCACUCUCAUGCUAAAACCCCUAAACCGUACAGUGCUGUUGCUAAGAUUAGAGAGGCAUUAAACCUGAUGAGGAACCAUCUAUAUGAGGUAACUGGUUUUAUGACAAAUUUUGAGUUUUCUCAUCACCUGUUUGUUGGAGAAUGUGGGGAUAUUGUAGAGAGAAGUUAUGCAUUAAUCACUUCUGUUGAUUGUUGUUUUAGGUUCCAUUCAUAGCAAGCUACAGAAAAGAAUACAUUGAGCCUGAACUGAACAUCGAAGACCUGUGGAAGAUUUGGGAAUAUGAUGAAAAGGUAUUUACAUUUGGACAUGGGGAACAAGUCUCUGGGUUAAAUUUCACCAUGAGUAUUACUUCCAAGAAAGUUCCACAAGCCAUUGAUACCAGUUAAAAAUUUUGUGACUUUUUUCGAAACAAAUUUUUUUCACAGCAACAAUGAUUUUCCAAAAACUACUCAACAGUGUAUGCAACACUGUUGCUACUGCAACUCAGUUAACCCGUCACACCCUAACAUCAACAUGCAUAUUCUCUAAACUGUUCUCUAGACAUUUCCUAUCUUGCUGACAAGGAGAAUUUCUUUAACAAUCAAGAGCUUCUUCAGUUGGUGAUCAUUUCCUUUAUUCUCAUGACCUUAAUGUGUGAUUCAGAGGUGCUAUUGUAAGGAGAAAUUAGAUGCUAGUUACUCACAAGGGUCAAAGGGUUGACAAAAAUUGGCUUCUCUACUUUUUCAAAACUACACCUCUGGUUUCCUCUUUUGUCCUUUUUUUUUUCUCCUGUGUGGUACCUAGACACAUUUAUCUUUAAUUGUUAUUGAUGAUCAUAAUAUGAUAUCAUAAUUAUUCCUACAUCUAUAUUUUGUUGAUGUUACUCUGUUUAUUGUUAGUGGAGCCAGCUGCGUACUCGCAAGGAAAACCUCCAUCGUCUGUUUGAAGAAAUGCAGAAUUACCAAUUCAACAAAAUCCAGGAGAGUGGCGAUGAACCACUUGAUGACGAUACAAGGAUCUUACAACCCGAAGAUGUUGACAGGUACAUGUGAUAGCAUUCUUUUAACCCUUUACACCCCAACAUCAGCAUGCAUAUUCUCCAUACUGUUCUUUAUACAUUUCCUUGGAAGUUGAUAAGGAGAAUUUGUUUGCCAAUCAGAAGGUUCCUUCCCUGGUGACUAUUUCCGUAAUUCUCGUAACCUUAAUGUGCAAUUCAGGAGAGAUAUUGUAGGGAGAAAUCAGAUGUUUGUCACUCUUAGGGGUUUAAAGGGUUAAACAAUGGUAAUGAAGAAAAUGUUAGUGAUUUUAAAUAAUAAUAAUGGUGACAAUAAGGUAUUAAUAGUAAGGUUAGUGAUAAUAAUAGUAAUACAAUAGAAACAAUUUCCUUUGAAUUUUUUUUCAUACAUACACUUAAAUUUUUCACCCUCAAUGGGGCUACAAGCCCUACUUUUGUCAGAGACAAAAAAGGACUUGUUGUUCAAAAAUUAUGUAUCAUUGCUUUUUUUGUCAUAUUUUUGGACCAUUUUAAACAAAUUAAGUAAUAAUAAAAACUUACAGUUUGCUGUAUAAUCUUAGAACACUGGUUACCAAAUUGGCAACUUUUGCGGCAAAUUUAGUCACCAAAAUGUUUUCCAGUGGAUACACUGACCAAAGUGAUUGCAGCUUGAAGUGCUUUUUGGUAGUUUAACCUCUUUCUAACUCAAACCUCCUGAACCUCCUUCUACUCAAACUGCAAAGAUCUGAGUGGAAAAUUCUCUCCUGUAGUGGCCCAUGAUUCCUUGUCAUUAGCUUAACCCUUAAACUCUCAUAAGUGACUAAGAUAGAAUUUCUCCUAACAAUAUCAAUACAAUAUCAACCAGAUAAGGAUGAGAAUAAGGAAAAAUAUCAAUUUGGGAAUAAUUAGUUGAUCCAAUACUAAAUUAUCAGAACUAACAUUAUCAGAAUUGUAUGGUUGACAGUAAGGAGAAUUACAAAUUUGAUCUGGGAGUUAAAGGGUUAAGAGGUUAGCAGAGAGGGGUUCUCAAUUGUUUUUCACCCACAAAUUUUGACAAAUUCAUGGGUGACUUGUACUUUUAAUAGUACUUAAGGCAUUGCAAAUCUAAAGAGGAAAAAUUUUAAAUCUCAUGUAACCUUGCCUUUCUGUAAAAUCCACAAAUUGCAAAUUCAUUUUGGGCUUAAUCGCACACCAGGUAGAAAUCUUUUGCCACCCUCCUUCAUGAAUGCAUGGUAACUUAGGAGUGUUGACAUGGAUGAGCUUUGUGUUUUGUAGACUUGAUGGAGUUGAAACUAUGGAACAGCUGAAAGAUGUGUACAGCCAUUUUAUGUUAUACUACAAAAAUGACAUCCCAGCCAUGUGGGAGGCUAAGAGGAAAAAGAAAGAAUCUGAAGAGGGUAAAGAGGGUGACGGAGAAUCGAAAACCACACUACCAAAGAAGAAAAUGCCUGCUAAACGCGAUCUCUAUGCCAUAUGUAAACAAGCAGGUAAAAGCAUGAAUAAAAAUUAUCACUACUGAUAAAUAAAUACCUUGCACUAAGUUUGAAGUCUGUACAGUAAGAUAUGGUUUUCUUCUCGGAUUUACGACCCAAGCGCAAAGGGUGCAAGCCACAAAUCCAAGCAAGAAAAUUGCUAAAAAUCAAUUACAAAAGAAGCUCUUGACUGUUUGAGAAAAUUUUCUGUCAGAACCCAUAGAAAUGUACAGAGAACAGUAUGGAGCAUAUGCAUGUUGAUGUUAGGGUGUAAAGAGUUAAGAGUUCUUAUACUGGCGGUGGCAAACAAAAUGGUCACUGCUUGUUGGUGCAGACAAUAUUGUUGUCUUCAUGUUUUCAUUGUAUUUCAUUGAUUAUUAGCUACAUUGUGUUGUUUAUUUUGUGAAAUGAACCUUCAGUCUAUCUCCUUCAAUGUUACACGUCUUUGAUUUUUCAAGGUGUUAGUGGUUUGGCAAGGAAAUUUGGUUUGACACCAGAUCAGUUGGGAGAGAACUUGCGAGACAACUACCAGCGCCAUGAGACAGAACAGCAUCCUGUUGAACCAGAUGAUGCAGCUGAGAAUUACCUCAGUAGGUAUGUGGAGUGUUGUAAUUACAGUGGGGCUUGCAGAGUGUGAAGCGUACGCAGCGUAGCCCCAUGCUUACAAAAAUUAGUAGUAAUGAGACAGUGACAGACCAAGAAGGAAGAAGAAGGAGAUACAGAUAGAGAAGAUUAACUCAUUAACUCCUGGAAGUGAUGAACAUGUAACUUCUCCCUUUAAUAUCCAUACAUUAUCCAGCAAACAGGUGUUGAGAAUACUGAAACUUAUCAGGUAGAAGUUGUUGUCUUGAUUUUACAGAAAAUUCUUGUAACCACAUGAACUUUACAAGGAAACAUCUAGCAGCUAGAGGGGAUAAUUAACAUUCAGAUCUUGGGAGUUAAAACGGUUGGUAGUUUGUUUGAAAGAAAAUGAAGACUCAACAGUUCAAGAUGUACAAACUAUGUCAUGACUCUCUGAAAGAAUUCUUGUGUAGUUAAAAAAUAGGAAAAUUAUUUCGGGAGAAUCCUCUUAUACUUGUAACAUGUUACAUUGAAAAAGUGGACAAAUGUCAAUUGGUGGGAAAAUUUAAAGCUUACUUUCAAUUUGUACCAUUAUUCAAACUUGCUACUUCUCCCGUCACAAGGGCACAGUGUAUUUUGAUUGUUUUAAAAACCAACACCAACGAAAGUUGUUACAGCAGCCAAUCACAAAGGAUGAGUUACAGUAACUAACUAACUUAGUUUAAAUUAAAGGGAAAAUAAGUAAAAUUCCUGAAAUACAAGAAACACUUGUGGAAAACUCGUGUUUGAUUUUAGUUUUGCAUGUAACUGGUUAGGUGGGUGGCAUACAGUGUAGGUUUUCUAGUUCCGCUGGAGACUGAAAUCGACCAAACUAGAGUAAUCAGUAUUGUUUUUAUGUUAAACGGUUAUUGAAAAUUUCUUUUGGACAGAUACAUGUCUUGGUUUGCGUAGAGUGCUAUGAAAUAUAGCUUUUUGAAUUUUGGUGUCUUUCAGUACAUUUUCAACUGUUGAUCAAGUCUUAGAGGCUGCUCGGCAUAUGGUGGCAAUGCAAAUUGCACGGGAUCCUCUUGUUCGGCAAUGUGUAAGGCAGACAUUCUAUGAAAGAGCCAAACUCAAGAUCAGGCCCACCAAGAAAGGAAAGAAGGUGGUGAAAUUUUUGUCAUAUUUUGAUGAUUUUGAAGUUAAAGGCCCUUGUUAAAGAAUGCAGACAAACGAAAUAAUCCUUUCAAUGUUUGAUAUUGUUGCCUUCACUUUUUUCUUGCAGGAGAUUGACGAGUCUCAUCUCUGCAGCACAUUCAAAUACAUAAAAAACAAGCCGGUCAAGGAGCUGAAAGGAGAUCAGUUUCUCCGAAUGUGUAAAGCUGAGGAGGAUGGACUUCUUACAAUAAACAUUGAAAUCGACCUGGACAAAAACGCAGGGUACCCAACAAAUUAUUUUGAUUGACGAAGUGGUUUUCUGUAUUUAAGUUUUUCUAAGUCCUCAUGUUUUUUUAUUGUUUUUUUUUUCGUAACUUCAGAUACCAAACCUAUUUUGAUGAAGUGAAACAGUUGUAUUACAGGGUGAGUUUGUUCGUUUGUUUGUUUUUUAUUUGGAACACUUGAACGCUCCCCCUUGAGGAAUCUGAGUUCUUCAUGGGGACUCGGAAAUUUUUUUUGCCCUAUCAAGAAACAUAUCCCUUUAAGAGACUUAUCAUUUAACUGUUUUUAAUUCCCAACUAAAAUUGCGCAUAAUUGUCACAAUACAUCCUGCAUUAUUUGAGAAUUGCAUCAACCGCAUAAGACGCAAGUUAAAGAUGAAAACAACACGAAUAAAACCAAUUGAGUGCCCUUUUGUGACCAAAAUAAAAAGAGAGCGAGAAUUAGUUCUCAUUUUACCCUCUCACUCCCAAGAUCUCAUUAGUAAUUCUCCUUACUGUCUGCCAUACAAUUCGUAUUAUGUUAGUUCAGAGAGUUUGGUAUUAGAUCAACUGACAAAAGGAAGGGAGCAAGUUAAAGUUUUGAUUGUUUGUUCUAACCAUAUUAUUGCUGCGUGAUCCGUCAGUAUCUUGUCCUGCAUGACAGUGUCUUGCUGGCUCAUGUUUUGUUGCGUUCUUGCCCGAAUAUGGUGAACUGGCUUUAUGGUGAAACAACACGUUUAGUUGACUUUGGAUGAGCUGUCUUGUGUAAGCCACUUCUAAUUGGAACGUAGUCAAGGCAACCACUGUGAAAAUAUCUUUCCAUCUUUUUUUUUUGUAGGAUGAAUUUAGCCAUCUAGUGCAGGAGUGGAACACACAGAGAACAAAUGCGUUGUCACGAGCCUUUAAUCAGAUGCUAUAUCCACUCUUUGAAAAAGAACUCAAACUCAAGCUCCUUCAGGAAGCCAAGAAUUUUGUUAUCAAGGUCAGAUCACUGUCGGGUGAAAGGCUUACUGCUGGAGCGAUAAUUUGACUUGCCGCUGACACAUGUUACAUUUCUUUUUGACAUUGUUAAUGGCCCUCCGCCUUUGCAAGCUUUAAGGCAAGAAUUGGGAGGGGGAAGGGGGAGGGGAAGAGAGGGGGGGUGGGGCUGGGAUGGGAGUUUUACACAAGGAUCCUACCGGUAUUUGAGGAAAAGUCAAUCUUUUGUAAUUACAUCCGUAAAUCACUUUCUGGAGACGGAGGUGAAGGAUUGCACCAUUUAACCUCUUUUGCAAUCAAGCAUAGAGAGAGCGAUGUACGCGAUGAGAUGUGCAUCACCACAGCUCUUUUAGGAAUCUUCGCUGUAACUGUACAUGUGUAUAUCCAAAGCAAGCUAAGAAAACCAAGCGAAAGGAUGCGGCAGUGCCCCUGCAACUUACCUUGGGUCCCCCGCUUCUUAUCGGUGAAACUGCUGCGUAGACUGGGUAUUAAUCUCCCCUAAAUUGCAUCUAGCGUUAUUUUAACUUACUUUGUUUUGCUGUAAACUGCGUUUAGUCUUAUGUGUAUCAUGCUACGUCCACAGUCAUGCUGCCGGCGGCUGAGGUCAUGGAUUGAAGUUGCUCCAUACCAACCCGAGCAGCAUAUAGACGAAAGGGAUUAUGAUGACAGCUCUAAUACCGAAGGUCUCCGGGUGCUAGCGUGUUCCUUCUCCAACAGUCCAGAUACACCGGCCUUCUUGGCCAUGCUGGACGGAGGCGGCCAGGUCAAUGAUUACCUCAGACUGAAGUACCUGCUGAACAGACGGAAUACAAACAGACCUAAAGAACGAGAAGACAAGGUUAGUGGCAUUUUAUGUAGUUCUUAACCCUCAAAAUCCCAGAUCAAAUUUGUAAUUCUCCUUACUGACAACCAUACAAUUCGUAUAAUGUUAGUUCAAAGAAUUUAUUAUUGGACCAACUAAUUAUCCCGAAAUUGAUUUUUUCUUUAUUCUCAUCACUUAUCUGGUUGAUAUUGUAUUGAUAUUGUGGGGAGAAAUUCUGUCUUGGUCACUGAUGGGAGUUAAAGGGUUGAAGCAUUAUAAUCCUUUAUUUUAUGCUUUCUUCUACAAUUUUACGCAUCUCUAGAAACUAAACUAAAAACUUUUCAAGUUCUUCACUUUUAGUCCCUGUAUACUUUUUGAAAUCACUGGUAAUCCUUGCAAUCCAAUUUGCCCGUAGCAAAGCGAUUUAUUCUCGAGCCGCGCCUUUUUUUUAGCCCUGAAUUGCACCCUCUUCUCGGCAAUCGCUGAUUAAGAUUGUAUCACUGAAGCAAAACAGCAAAUAAGAUUUUAAACACUUGUUUUAAGUAAUCACUAAAAUUAGAGGGAAAAGAAAGACAAAAAGCCUCUGUAAUGUGAAUUUGUAACUUGAACACAACAAGCGAAGUAUUAAUGGCAGCCAAAUUCAUCUAAGUAGCUGGCUUUUUUACCCUCAUUAUUUGGUUGUGUCGAUGAAUUCCUGCUUCUUAGCAUUAAAUGUCCUCUCUUUUUAUCCUUAUAGUGUUUCUCCUUGGUUUGAAUGGUGUGGCUGUCUUACCUGAUUCCUUUUUUAUCUCAACAGGAAAAGGAUAUGCAAAGAUUAAAGCAGUUUAUCCUCAAGAAGCGGCCUCAGGUUGUAGUUGUUGCUGCAGAAUUUCGCGCGACUGUAUCGGUGAUAGAUGAUAUCAAAAUGUGCAUAGCAGAGCUGGAGCAGGAGAACCAAAUACCGACCAUCUCUGUUGAAGCUCUGGAUGGUGAAGUGGCCCGCGUGUUUAUGUCUUCGCCUCGAGCGGAGGUAUGUGUGACGGAAAUAAAAAGUGAAAUAACUCACACUGAACACAUCAGCCAAUCAAAAGAAAAGAAUAUGGGAAUAUUAUCUUUAUAUUAUAUUGUAUUUUCGCCUUUACCCGCAGCCUCUAUCUCCAAAUCAAACAUGGCCGGUUAAAUAAACGAUCGCGAGCUUCUCAACGUGAACUCUACCUAAUAAGACGCCCGCACUACUGGCUAGGUUGUUUCAGUAUGAUUUCUUGGUUUUUUUUCUUGACCGGGGGAGGGGGUGUGCGCAUAUACACCACAUUACCUCCCUUAGAUAAGUCCUUGGUCUUACCUCUCGUGUUCUUAUUGAUGUUACUGUUGUUUCAGAAUGAGUUCCGCGAGUACCCAGCCCUCCUGCGUCACGCAGUGUCUCUCGGGCGCAGGAUUCAGGACCCGUUGACAGAGUUUGCUGCGUUGUGUGUGGAGGAAGAUGAACUGCUCUGUUUACGGCUGCAUCCGUACCAGGUAAAGUUGUCAUUUUGCAACCAUAGUAUAAUAAUAUAAAUAAUAUGGUGAUGGUGAUCAGUAAGGCAAAUUUCAACAAGGUAAUUUGGUAUUAUCAACUGAGUUGAUAACGUAAAUUGGCCACCGGGUUUCCGACCACCGUUAAGAGUUUCAAAGCUGACUUUUCGAGCGUUAGCCUUUCGUCAGAGUUAAGGGCUAACACUUGUCAGAGCAAAGGGCUAACGCUUGAAACGUUAGCUUCAAGACUUUUAACGGUGGUCAAUUUACGUUUUUCUUUAACUCAGUUGAUGAUACCGAAUGACCUUGUUAAAACUCUCCCACCGACGCAGCACCACAGCUUCUUAAGGAAACUAACCCCCUUUAUUCAUCAGCCAAAUUUCGUUACGUUUCAGGACCAAGUACCGAAAGAGCAGCUUGUAAAGAGUCUUCAUCAGGAAUUCGUGACGGUUGUAAAUGAAGUAGGGGUUGACCCCAAUCGCUUGUUGGAGCAUCCCCAUACAGUGUCGCUGCUACAGUUUGUGUGUGGACUGGGACCUAGGAAAGCGUCUUCCUUACUAAAGGUAAUUUUAACAAUCGGUAAGAGAUUUUAGCGCAGAAAAUGCAAUAAAUUCUCUUACCUGGUGAACGUCUUACUCAUUUUACUUGUGAGAAGUCAGAGUGAAGUGCUAAGUCUCCUGAGGAAAUUCCCAAAAGAAGUUUUUUCUGAGCCACAGUUUGCGACAUGGAAAACUUACUUCGAUUUGAAAGAGAGUUCACAAUAUUAGUUUUGUAAGAUAGAAAAACACAAAAGAUGCAAUGAUAAACAAAGAGGGAACAAGGAUGGCGAACGAUUGGAUAGAUUAAAACGGAUCACGUUGCUCCUGUUAUAAUGGAAGAACAAUGGCAAUAAAAUUAUAUAACUUACUUUUUCAGAGUCUACGUCAGCAGUGCACCCGACUCGAGAACCGCUCUCAGCUUGUGACCGUGUGUGGCCUGGCUCCUCAGGUGUUUCUCAACUGCGCAGGUUUUAUUAAGAUUGAUACUGCGGCCAUUAGCGACACAACCACGAACUAUAUUGAGGUUCUCGACGGUUCACGAGUUCAUCCGGAAACUUACGAGUGGGCCAAGAAAAUGGCCGUCGACGCACUCGAGUACGACGAGGCAACGAUGGAAUCGAACCCGUCGUCGGCCUUAGAAGAGAUUCUGGAAGCCCCUGACAGAUUAAAAGACCUGGAUUUGGAUGCGUUCGCGGAAGAACUGGAACGGCAAGGUUACGGAAACAAGCGCAUUACACUGUACGACAUCAGAGACGAGCUAUUCGGACAGUACCGUGAGCGUCGCUCUCCUUACCGAUCUCUGACGGUGGAGGAAAGCUUCCGACUGAUGACGGGUGAGACCAGCGAGUCUUUGUACGUCGGCAAGAUGGUGGUGUGCACCGUAACUGGUUUUGCGAAUAGGAAACCUCCCCGUGAUAUGAUCGAUCAGGCCCAGCCUGUUAGAAAUGAUGAGACUGGUCAGUGGCAGUGCCCGUUCUGUUUGCAAGAUGCGUUCCCUGAUCUCAGCGAGGUGAGGGUGCAGCGUUAGUUAUCUGAGCAUGGUCGUUCAUGGUAGUGAAAGGGUAGAUUGAAAGCAGAACUACAAAGAGGAGUCAACUAAAGUGAUAAUUUGGAAACAUCUUAACAGUGAAUUUCUACGCAAAUUCAGUACCGCUAUUCUUUUAGGUUUGGACCCACCUUGAUAAUGGCAGUUGUGCCGGGCAGGCCAUUGGUGUUCGCACCAGACUGGAAAAUGGCUUAUCUGGAUUCCUUCCUACCAAGAUGAUAAGUGAUAAGACCAUUAGCAGUCCUCACGACAGAGUCAAGGUAAUGCCCACUUUUCCUACUUAACUGUUUUUCGAUUGUUUAUAGCUCUGUUGCUCAAAGCAAAGCGCUUAAAAUAACAAGAAAAGAUCAAGGCCCAGUUGUAUGAAGGGCGAAUAACGCUAUCCAACGGAUAAAUCGCUAUCCAGUGGAUAGGUAAUAGCAAAAUGUACAGCAUUGUCCACCGGAUAGAGAUUUAUUUAGUAAAUAGCGUUAUCCGACCUUCGAACAACUGGGGUCAGUUCCAUACCAAUUCCAGAUGAUUUUAUGUGCGUACCGUUAGGUUGGGAUGACCCUCCACUGUCGUGUGACUCGUGUCAACAUGGAGAGAUUUCAAUUGGACCUCACGUGUCGCUCGUCAGAUCUCGCAGAUAAAGAAGGAAAGUUCAGGUCAGUGAAAGCCCUGACAAUCACUUAUAUUCUUGCCAAGGCUGUGCCCAAGCCUGCCCAUGAGGCAGCUUUAACAAAGACCUGCAAAAGACAUAGACUUCGUACCUCAUUGUAUGAAUAGAUCGAAUAUAACUGAUGCUCUUGUCUAAACAUUGAUUAAAUUCGCGCGGGCGAAUCUCUGUAUUCUUUCUUUGCCUGUUCCAAGUCCAAAUCAUGGUUGUUUGAUCUGCUCUUGCAGUCUUCCUAAAGAUUUGUAUUACGAUCAAGACACAGCAGAUAAAGAUAGGAAGGACGAGGAAGCGGCCAAAAAGAAAGCAAACAGGCCAAGUGAGUUCUGUUCAGGCUCUCUAAUCGCCCAUAUAGAUGUACAUACACAAUCAACGAAACCCUCUUUAAAAUAUCGACCGAAAUGCCCUGCGUAAUGUAUGUUUGGAAAACUGUGUCGAGCAUACGAGGUCAAGGCUUGCUUUAAACUUCCCUCAAGAAAAAAAGCUGAAAAGCGUCUGCGCAUGUUACAAAUGUUCGAGUAAAAUAGUGGAAUUUUGAGAAAUUGGAAGGCCGGCGUGGUGUUGUGCCCAGGUGAAGGUGGAGGUAGAAAGCUUAGGCUUAUAACUUUUGUUACAGACCGUCUUUUAACAGGUGCACAAGAUACUUUUUUGUGCAUCAUAGCUUCAUUCUUGAACACUUACCAACAUUUAGCCCAAAACUAUUGUGUAGCAAGGUUAGGAAAUGGAAUUAUGGACUCUAGAUACAAACACUAAAGAAGUCGGCAAAAGAAGGUCAACUUUUGUAGUUGUCUAGUCAGUGAGGGUGGAUUUUUCUCUUGUGUUAAAUUUCAGAAUACGUCAAACGUGUGAUUGUACAUCCAGCAUUUAAAAACAUCUCAUUCAAGGAAGCUGAGAGGCUGUUAGCCGAUAUGGAUCAAGGGGAGUGUAUUGUGAGACCCAGCAGUAAGGUGAGUGACCCAGCAGUUAUGUGUAUGAGGGCCUCUUCACCCUUUACAUGGAGGUGGGAAACCCUUGGUUGGUGAGGCAAUCCGCCUUGCCGAGGUCAAAAAAUAAUCUGCGUUUACAUACAAUCUUACGACCUCGGGAUUCCGGGGUGAGGUUUUUCGCACGCUUGCACAUAGGCGGGUUACUCCACCUGGAGACGUUUACAUGGCAAAUUGCGACCCCGGCUGACGGAUUACCCUACCUGGCAGACUAAGCAACCUGCCUAGUUGGUUUACCCCAACAAUUACGUAAACGUGAUCAAGAUAAAAUAAGAGAUUAAAAGGACAGGCGGGUUUUCCUACUUACAUGGGGUCCUUUAUCCCCAUGUAAACAGGCCCUAACUGUCAUAGAUACCCUAGCGAAUAAGUGUCUUUAAACCAAACCUCCAGUAAUAGAACGGCCGACAUGAACAAAGAAUCAACAAAACACAACCAAAAAAAGCAGGAUUAGCCAAUGAGAACUCGUAGUAAACAUGUGUCGCCGGCUUCAAGCGCGGGAAUAAUCCGGUGACUAUGUCGGGAUUUAGUUUAGUUUAACAUCUCAUUGGUCGAGAAGGUGGCAGAAGUUUUCAAAUGCCAAUUACAAAGGGAAGUAUAGCAAAACUAAUUAGUAAAACUCAUACAGUCCCAGUGUACUUUGGACAUUUAAUGGAAAAUUUCUCACAACCCCAAGUCGAGAAAACAACACCCAUUAAAUGAGGGGAGACAUUUAAAGAAAAACGAAGAAUUCUGUUUGGUAUUUGCGGUGAUCAGAUGAGUUUAGUUCAAUACGCGAAUAUGGUGAGCGAGGAUAUUACUUGAUUUUGUGUAUUGUUUUACCUAAAGCAAAACUUGAAAGUUUGAGAUAGACAAAAAUGUACGAGAGUUGACAAAAACGCACGUUGUCCCAUGUGAAUUUAGUUAAAAGUGUUCUACUGGCUUCCCUCAGGGCGCUGAUCACUUGACUGUCACGUGGAAGGUCGACGAAGGAGUUUACCAGCAUGUUGAUGUGCGCGAGGAAGGAAAAGAAAACGCGUUCAGUCUUGGCCGUUCACUGUGGAUUGACAGCGAGGUAUGUAUGCGAAGACGUCAACUUGCUCGACAUUCCUGAUUUGAACAAAUACAGAUAAAAUUUCAGGGUGUGUUUGGCAUAUGAAGAUGAAUUAAAUUGUGCUUUUGUUUAUAUUGUUUGGAUGUGUUUUGACUUAAAUCAAACAUAUUUGGUCAUGAGGCGUAAAGAGGAAUUGAAAGUUGUUGUUUCAAAGCUUUUCAGAAUUCACCAUAAUUUUGCAUGAUAUUUUAAGGAGUAAGCUUUCCACUUUGCAUGAGUUCCUUUAUGUAGAAUGUGCUGUGGGUUAAACGCAGUGUUAACUUCGGUAGAUUCUUUCAAAAAUUUAGUAGCCGAGGACCUUUUCUAAGAAACCAUUAAUCUGUUCAAAACUUGGUUGGUGGAAUCUGUUAGCGAGCAGGCUUUUAUUAGUCGCGCUGCAGGACACGCGUGUCUUCGCCCGCGAAUGAGUUUGAGGCCUUAAGGAAUCCUACCUAGUGAAACGUUUGCAAGUCGUGUGGCACUGAUAUUAGUAGCAGACCCCUGGCAAAGCUUUCCCCGAGUCGUCUCAAAUCUUCCCGUGGGCUGAUAACGCUCCUGGUGCAGUGCUAGUAAUGCCGGCCAGCUCGUAGACUAAAUCCAACAAAAGUAAGUGAAUAUUCUUGACGUGAUAGGAAUUUGAAGAUCUGGACGAGAUCAUUGCACGGCAUGUUCAGCCGAUGGCUUCAUUUGCGCGAGAGAUUCUUAACCACAAGAACUACAGAGCGGUGGACGGAGUAAAGUCAAAAUUGGAAGAAAUUCUGCAAGUGGAGAAACGGAAGGCUCCACAAAGGAUCCCCUACCUUAUGAGUACAACUAAGGAGUUCCCUGGGAAGUUCUUCUUGGGGUAUCUUCCUCGGGUUAAGCCACGGAUAGAGUAUAUCAGUGUCACCCCCGACGGUUUCAGGUACCGAGGAAGAGUUCACGCCACGUUGAAUGGCUUGUUUAGAUGGUUCAAAGAGCACUUCAGGGACCCCAUACCUGGUAGGUACCCGCUUGCCGGUCAUUCUAUCUGUCUGUCUGUCUGCCUGUCCAUCUGCCUCUGUCUUUCCGUCUGUCUGGCUGUCUAUCAAUCUGUCUUUCCAUCCGUCUAUCUGGUUUUCCGUAUGUCUGUCUGUCUAUCUAUCCGUCCGUCUGUAGCUGUCUGUCCCGCUUGUCUGUCUUUCUGUCUCAUGUCUGCCUGCCUGCUUGUCUCUCUUCUUGUAUUUCGAACCGAAAUAAAGAUAACUCAGACUAAAAGCGACCAAACUGUGUGUGGCGCGGGAAAACGUAGCAACCAAGUUGUGAGUGGAAUUUGUUAAGGAAGUUACGAUGAGGAAUCUUUUUAGGUCAAUUUAAUUGCCAAGUAGAGCAAAGCAAAGCAAAGCAAUCCUUGAGUACUUUCGACAAUUGAUCCAAAAUUGCCUUGUUAUGUCCUGUCGCCCUUGAGGUUAUAUCAUGCUUGUGUGUAUAAGCAGUUAAUUCUUUGUUGCAGGUACUCCCCGGCACAGAAUGCCAGUCACCAUGUCCGAAGGCAAUACCCCUUAUACCCCAGGAGGUACUCCCUCCAUUAAUUCUGAUGUGGAUCCCGCUCGACUGUUACCUCAGCUCCAGCAACACUUCCCCAGGGGAAUCAACGACCCUAAGGUUUACUCUGCGCUGGCGGCUGUCGCCAGGCAACAACAAGACUCUCAGAAAAAGACCCCCACACAGCUCACGCCUGCGCAGUGGGGUGCAGCCGCAGCCCAGCAUAUACAGCGUCAGAAGAAACAACGGUCAUCGCAGCAUCAGUCAACGCCGACACAGCAAACCCCCACACAACAAACGCCAACUCAACAGGGAUACCAACAAUUUCCGCAAUACGGCUACUAUCAACAGCAUCAAGAUCAAACUCAAGCCCAGACUCCCACCACUUACGGAUACCAGCAGACAUAUUCCGGGAGCAAGUCGGCUGGGAAGGAAAGUAGUAAGAGUCGAUAGCCUAACGUCGGCAGCCACCCAUUCCCCCUGUAUACUCGGAUUCAAGUCUUUAUUAAGUCAGUUCUCCUCUGUUAUUUAAAACAUGUUAUCUCUGUGCAAAGAAAACUUUAACUAAAUCUUUGUUUAGUUUUGCGAGCGUAAUUUGUGUUAGUAAGCGAUGGCAUGAAAUUUAUGUUUGGUGUUAUAAUUAUUCGUGAGUUUUUUUUUCUUCUUGUUUUUGCUGAUGUUCGCUUAAUGUUAUGCUCUAAUUAACAAUGACAGAUUAUUGGCUAUAGAAA
Messenger RNA from Pocillopora meandrina, 18641 nucleotides. The record is from the annotation of a GenBank genome assembly. NCBI's taxonomy places the organism in Eukaryota, Metazoa, Cnidaria, Anthozoa, Scleractinia, Pocilloporidae.